AAAUUACGGAGAUAAUCAAAUAUUUGCGAGGAAAGAAUUUGAAAUUAAACAACGAUGACCUUACAGUUUUCCGUAAAGAAAGAAUAACCGGUUCCGUAUUCCUAAACAGGAUUUCCGCGAUCUUGGUUUUGCGUUUGGACCUGCCAACAAACACUCACCGGGCUUUGUAUCAGUUUUUGUGGACAAUUCCAACUUGCUUAUUGAAGGAAAAUAGAUUGUUGGUGAUAAAGAGAAAGCAGGUGCCUUCGAUUACCAUAGAGGUUCCAACCAACUUCAUCUCGACCAUGGUAUCUUUUAUCAACAGUACUGCACGGACGGAAAUGGGCAGUGAUCCAGUGAUUGUUGGUUCUCGUCCACCCGCUGAUGAUUGCAAGCACGAAAGCUUGGUUUCGUGGACGUUUUUGAUCCGAAAUUGUGAAAAUAAAGAGAAGAUGGUAGAUAUUUCUCUUGCAUGUGAAGGAAUGGAAAUUAUCACUGAAACAAAUCUUGGUAUUUUAGUUUUAAUAGCGCCUAUGAUCCUCUAA
Molecule: messenger RNA, 524 nt
Organism: Ambispora leptoticha
Lineage: Eukaryota; Fungi; Glomeromycota; Glomeromycetes; Archaeosporales; Ambisporaceae
Source: the annotation of a GenBank genome assembly